Messenger RNA from Plodia interpunctella (Indianmeal moth), 3690 nucleotides. It is a transcript of the gene Uba1, whose product is annotated as Ubiquitin activating enzyme 1. The coding region runs from base 137 to 3271 and encodes 1044 amino acids. Gene Ontology annotation, cellular component: cytoplasm; nucleus. The transcript has 9 exons. NCBI's taxonomy places the organism in Eukaryota, Metazoa, Arthropoda, Insecta, Lepidoptera, Pyralidae. The record is from RefSeq and is a predicted model, not a curated record. Gene Ontology annotation, molecular function: ubiquitin activating enzyme activity. Gene Ontology annotation, biological process: protein ubiquitination; DNA damage response; ubiquitin-dependent protein catabolic process.
CCUAACUUCAAAACAGUGAGUAAGCGAGCCUUGACGAAGCGCGAAUGUCGCUUUCCAUCAUUUGAAGACUUAUUUCUUCAUUGUCUCGUAGAAACGCAAAGCAAAAUUCUGGCAAAAUUGUGCGCGUUCGUGCCCGAUGUCUAGUGCUGAAGUCGCCGAUAAUUCCGUUGACCCCCCGGCGAAAAAGCGGAAGCUAAAUACAGGAGAAUCCCGUUCCAAUUCCUCAGCAAUGGCGAACAAUGGAACGCGUGUGGAAGAUGAAAUCGACGAGAGUUUAUACUCGCGGCAGUUGUACGUGCUGGGACACGAUGCCAUGCGGCGGAUGGCCAACUCAGACGUUCUGAUCUCCGGGCUCGGGGGUCUCGGAGUAGAGGUUGCAAAAAAUGUGAUCUUGGGUGGCGUGAAAUCUGUCACUUUGCAUGACGACCGGACUUGCACAAUAUCUGACCUGUCUUCUCAAUUUUAUUUGUCGGAGAAAACAGUCGGUCAGAAUCGGGCAGUGGCGUCGUGCGAGCAGUUGGCGGAGCUGAAUCAUUAUGUGCCGACAACGGCUUACACUGGUGCUUUGACGGAGGAGUUUUUGAGGAAAUUCAGCGUUGUGGUACUGACUAGCGCUUCUGCCGCGGAGCAGGAGAGAGUGGCAGCUAUAACUCAUGCACACAACAUUGCUCUAAUCAUUGCUGACACAAGAGGUUUAUUUUCAUCGGUGUUCUGUGAUUUUGGGCCAGAGUUUACUGUGGUGGAUGUGACGGGUGAAAACCCAGUGUCUGCUAUGGUGGCAGACAUCACCCAUGAGUAUGAAGCUGUGGUCACAUGCUUGGAUGACACACGCCAUGGCUUGGAGGAUGGGGACUAUGUCACAUUUACUGAGGUGCAAGGCAUGGUAGAACUCAAUGGCUGCGAAGCCAGAAAGAUCAAAGUCCUCGGACCCUACACAUUCAGCAUCGGAGACACAACAAGUUUCAGCAAAUACAACCGCGGUGGCAUCGUCACACAAGUCAAGAUGCCCAAGAAAAUAGCAUUUAAGCCGUUGAAAGAAUCUUAUAAGAAUCCCGAGUUUGUUAUUACGGAUUUUGGCAAGUUUGACUAUCCUCAACAGUUGCACAUUGCUUUUGCGGUUCUCCAUAAGUACCAAGAGACCGAAGGCCGUCUCCCUAGGCCAUGGUGUGAGGCCGAUGCUACCAAGUUCUUGGAUUACGCAAAGAAUUUUGUUAAGGAUCAGGAGCAAUUUAAGAAUGGUGAAAUUGAACUCAACGUUGAGUUGCUUGAUAUUUUUAGUAAGGUAUGCGCUGGAGAUCUGAACCCAAUGAAUGCAGCAAUCGGUGGCGUCGUAGCCCAGGAGGUUAUGAAGGCAUGCUCCGGCAAGUUCCACCCGAUUGUUCAAUGGCUUUACUUGGAUGCCAUUGAGUGCCUUCCCAAAGACCGCUCUGUCUUGACCGAGGAGUCAUGCAAACCAGUCGGGUCGAGAUAUGAUGGGCAGGUGGCUGUGUUCGGCAAGGAGUUCCAGAAGAGACUCGGGGAACUGAAGUACUUCAUUGUUGGCGCUGGCGCCAUCGGUUGCGAGCUGAUGAAGAAUUUCGCGAUGGUCGGUGUUGGCGCGGACGGCGGCUGCGUGACGGUCACCGACAUGGAUCUCAUCGAGAAGUCCAACCUCAACCGGCAGUUCCUGUUCCGGCCGCAUGACGUCCAGAAACCCAAGUCUAGCACUGCUGCCAGGGUGAUCAAGCAAAUGAAUCCAUCAAUGAACGUGCUAGCGCAAGAGAACCGCGUCUGUCCGGAAACGGAGGCCGUGUACGACGACCAGUUCUUCGAGGCGCUGGACGGCGUCGCCAACGCCCUGGACAAUGUGGACGCCCGCAUCUACAUGGACCGCCGCUGUGUGUACUACAGGAAGCCGCUGCUGGAGAGCGGCACGCUGGGCACUAAGGGGAACACACAGGUGGUGGUCCCGUUCCUGACGGAGUCGUACAGUUCGUCGCAGGACCCCCCGGAGAAGAGUAUCCCGAUCUGCACGCUGAAGAACUUCCCCAACGCGAUCGAGCACACGCUGCAGUGGGCCAGGGACGAGUUCGAGGGGCUCUUCCGGCAUGCUGCUGAGCACGCGGCCAGGUACCUUACCGACCCUCUGUUCCUGGAGAGGACCAUGAAGUUGCCAGGGUCUCAGCCUUUAGAUGCUUUGGAGAGUGUUAGGCACGCGAUUAUCGAGCGGCCGCUCAACUUCGACGACUGCGUGCGAUGGGCGCGCCUGCACUGGGAGGCGCAGUACUCCAACCAGAUCAAGCAGCUGCUGUACAACUUCCCGCCCAACCAGCUGACCACCUCCGGCGCCCCCUUCUGGUCGGGGCCCAAGCGCUGCCCGGCGCCGCUCGAGUUCUCCGCCAGCGACCCGCUGCACCUCGACUACGUCAUGGCCGCCGCCAACCUCAGGGCCGCCGUCUACGGUAUACCCAAGUGCGACAACAGGGAGUGCGUGGCGAAGACCGCUGCUAGUGUUGAGGUGCCGAAAUUCAGUCCGAAAUCAGGCAUAAAGAUCGCGGUGACGGACGCGCAGCUGCAGCAAAGCAGCGAGGACAUGGACCAGGACCGGGCGCAGCAGAUCCUGGCGGAGCUGCCGCCGCCCAGCAAGCUGGCGGCGCUCGCCGUCACGCCGCUGGACUUCGAGAAGGACGACGACACCAACUUCCACAUGGACUUCAUCGUGGCCGCCUCCAACCUGCGCGCCGCCAACUACAGCAUCCCGGCCGCCGACCGCCACCGCUCCAAGCUCAUCGCCGGCAAGAUCAUCCCCGCCAUAGCCACCACCACCUCGGUCGUCGCCGGCCUCGUCUGCCUCGAGCUGUACAAGCUCGCGCAGGGCUUCAACACCUUGGAAGUGUUCAAGAACGGAUUCGUGAACCUCGCUUUACCCUUCUUCGGAUUCUCCGAACCGAUCGCCGCCCCCAAAAACACAUACUACGACAAGAAAUGGACGCUCUGGGACCGAUUCGAAGUCAAAGGAGAGAUCACUCUGCAGGAGUUCCUAGAUUACUUCAAGAACGAGCACAAACUGGAAAUCACUAUGUUGUCGCAGGGAGUCUGCAUGUUGUAUUCGUUCUUUAUGCCCAAAGCUAAACGGCAGGAGAGGCUCAAUCUCCCGAUGUCGGAAGUCGUGACUAAGGUUUCAAAGAAGAAGCUCGAGCCCCACGUGAAAGCUCUCGUGUUCGAAUUGUGCUGCAAUGACGACGACGGCAACGACGUGGAAGUCCCGUACGUCAAGUAUACGCUGCCUUAGUAGAAAAACAAGUUACACCACACCGAUUGAGAGCCCAAAUUCUAAAGUAUUUUCUCGGCGUGGCGACCUCGGGUUUGUGCAUUUUGACGCAUUUAAAUACGCAUUAUAGCCCACCCGCUGAGGCUCACGAAUUUCAUAGAAGGGUAUUUUUAAAGAUUAAGGAUUUUAUAACGAGCGCAGGCGGACUGUACAGUGAUAGAAAUGCUGUGUGUGUGUUUCAUUAAUUUGUGCUUAGAACACGCUUCUGUCUAAUAACCAUAUAUUUAUAGUAGUUAUAAUUCUUUUGCUCACGUCUAUUAAAAAACGCGCUAGAUUUUUUUUUCGUGAUAUUGAAAUUAUUUUACACCAAAUUUAUCAGAUAUUUUUAAUGUUCAAAUCAGAUGGGUCUGUAUAUGGAAAGAAAUAAAUAAAAUUGAGCA